AUGGAAAGACUCAAGUCUCUUAAAAGUAUCCACCAUAUUUCCUUUAUUGCAAUUCUGGAACCUUUCUCUAAUAGUUCUCAGAUUCAUCAGUUUAGAAACCAUCUCAAUAUGGACAAUGCUCUCAGCAACCCAAAUGGUAAGAUUUGGUUGUUUUGGAACAAGGAAGUGGACUGUAAGAUUCUAGAAAAUGGGGAGCAAGUGAUUACUUGUGAACUUAACCAUGUAAUGAAUCCAAAUCAGUUCAGUGUUUCAUUUGUUUAUGCAAAAUGUAAAGAUCAUCUCAGAAGGCCUCUAUGGGAUAGCAUGCUGCAGCAGUCAAAUACCUCCCUUCCUUGGUGCUCUUUAGGUGAUUUCAAUGUUAUCACUGAACCUGAAGAGAAACUUGGGGGUAUCACAUACAAUAUGAGAAAGAGUUUGGAGUUCAUAAGCAUUAUUGAAGCCUGUGGUCUUCAGGAUUUGGGAUACACUGGGCAAAAAUACACUUGGUCUAAUCAGAGAGGCAUCUACUCUAGAAUAUGGAAGAGAUUAGAUAGAGGUAUGGUAAAUGACAAGUGGCUGGAAGUUAUGCCUCAGACUACUAUCACUCACUUACCUACUGUUGGUUCUGACCAUUGCCCUCUCCUGUUAGAAUUCACUGAACACUAUCAGCACCAUAUCAAAUAUUUUAAAUUUCUGAACUGUUGGACAGACCACCCUUCAUUUAUGGAAACUGUCAACAACUGCUGGAACAGGAAUAUUGAAGGUAAUCCAAUGUGGUGCUUCCAUCAGAAAAUGAAGAGAUUAUCUACUACUCUUAGUAGGUGGUCUAGGCUGCAGUUUGGGGACAUCUAUGCAAAGGUGAAAGAGUAUGAAGACAAGGUUAGACAAGCUGAGGAGGAUCUGAUUCUUGAUAACUCUGAGGAAUGUAGAACCAAUCUUCAUUCCAUCAAUGCUGAGUAUAUUAGAUAUCUAAAGUUGGAGGACUCCAUGCUCAAACAAAAGACUCAGUUGCAAUGGUUCAAAGAGGGAGACAAGAACUCCAAGUACUUUCAUGCAAUUAUCAGAGGAAGAAGAAGGAAACUCUUCAUCCAUAGGAUUCAAAAUGAUGAAGGUAACUGGUUACAAGGGGAUGAUGACAUAGCCAGGGCUGCUUGUGAUCAUUUCCAGAACAUUUUCACUGGUGAAGACACUCAUAUUCAGGAGGAUGCCCUUCAAUGUAUUCCUAAACUUGUCACAGAUGAUCAGAACAGGGACCUACAAGCUCUCCCCAACUUGGAGGAACUGAGGACUGUGGUCUUCUCUAUGAACCCCAACUCAGCAGCUGGCCCUGAUGGAAUGAAUGGUAAGUUUUUUCAGGAAUGCUGGGAGAUCAUCAAAGAAGAUCUAUUCAGAGUGGUCCUUUCAUUCUUUAAUGGCCAAACACUGCCUAAGUACUAUACUCAUACCUGUUUGGUCUUACUACCAAAAGUAAGCCAUCCCAACAAGCUCUCGGAAUUCAGGCCUAUUAGCCUUAGUAACUUUACCAAUAAGAUUAUUUCCAAGCUUUUAUGCCUCAGACUAGCACCCACUCUCCCUACUCUUAUUUCCCCUAACCAAUCUGGUUUUGUUAAGAAUAGGAGUAUUUCUGAAAACAUCAUGCUAGCUCAAGAAAUCAUUCAUCAAAUUAAGAAGCCUAAUGUAGGUGGUAAUGUGGUCAUUAAGCUUGACAUGGCCAAAGCCUAUGAUAGAGUUUCUUGGUCCUAUAUCUGUUUAAUCUUGAGGAGAAUGGGCUUUGGAGAAAGGUUCAUUGAUAUGGUGUGGAGGAUUAUGUCUCACAACUGGUACUCCAUCAUUAUCAAUGGCUCAAGACAUGGCUUUUUUCACUCUACAAGAGGCCUUAAACAAGGGGAUCCUCUCUCUCCCUCCUUGUUCAUCCUUGGGGCUGAAGUCCUGUCUAGGCUCCUGAAUAACCUCCAUCAGCAUCCUCAUUACCAUGGCUUCUUCAUGGCUAAGAGGGGGCCUCAAAUUAAUCAUCUCAGCUUUGCAGAUGACAUUAUCAUCUUCUCUUCUGGGAGAUCUCAAACCCUGCAACUCAUCAUGGACACUCUGCACACUUAUGAGAGUACCUCUGGGCAGUUGAUAAACAGAGAUAAGAGCCACUUCAUGAUCCCUUCUAAUGCCUUCAAUUCUACUGUUAGAAGGAUUAAGCAGGUCACUGGCUUCAGGCAAAAGAAUAGUCCCAUCACUUACCUGGGAUGCCCUCUCUACAUUGGCAGGCAAAAGCUCAUUUACUACUCUGAUCUGAUUGCCAAAGUUGUGGCUAGAAUAACUGGAUGGCAGGCUAAGAUCCUUAACUAUGGAGGCAGAGCCACUUUGGUUAAGCAUGUCAUCCAAGCCCUUCCCAUUCACCUCCUUUCAGCUAGCUCCCCUCCUAAUCUUAGCUACCCCCAUGAUGAAGGAGGUAUUGGUGUUAGACAAAUCUCUGAUGUGGCCAAGUCCUUCCAAUAUAAACAGUGGUGGACCUUUAGAACCAAGACCUCAUUAUGGGGAGAUUUCAUCAAGGCCAAGUACUGUCAAAGGUCCAAUCCCAUCACCAAGAAAUGGGACACUGGACAAUCUUUGAUAUGGAAGCAGCUUAUGAAGAACAAGCACAAAGUUGAGCCUCACAUCCAAUGGCAAAUACAGUCUGGCUCUUGCCUCUUUUGGUGGGACAACUGGUUGGGGGUGGGUCCUCUAGCUCAAUUCAACACCAACAGCUGCAGGCUUAACAACACCACUGUUUCAGCUUUCAUGAACAAUGGACAAUGGAACACUGAUCUUCUCAUCCAGCAGGCCCCACCACAGCUGGUGUCUACUAUUCUGGAUAUUCACAUCAACUACCAACCCCUCCAGCAGGAUCAACCAUGUUGGACACUAAACAACAAUGGGGAGUUUAGCUGUUCUUCUGCUUGGAAUAUCCUCAGAGACAAGAGACCCAAAACCAGGAUUAACUCCAAUACCUGGCAUCAAUUCAUACCUUUCAAAUGUUCCUUUCUUGUCUGGAGGGCCCUUAGAGGGAAGUUACCUACCAAUGAGAAAAUAACCAGCUUUGGACACUCUCCUUCACAAUGCCACUGCUGCUACAGACCUGGCCUAGACACCAUAGACCAUAUCUUUGUUGCAGGAGCUUUUGCCAAGAGUACUUGGAGUAUGUUUGCUGACUCUGUGGGCAUAAGCAAGGAGUACACCCCUCUUAGAAACCUACUAAUGAGAUGGUGGACCACAAAAUGCAGGAAUGAAGCUCAUAGGCUCCUGCUACAAGCUCUUCCUAUCUUCAUCUGCUGGAACCUGUGGAAAAAUAGAUGUGCCUCAAAAUAUGGAGGGAAGCAAUCUAACCUUGCCAGAGUAAAGUUCUCUGUACUCAAGGAUACAUAUCUUCUUCUCCACAGUGCUUUUCCUUAUAUAAACUGGCCCAACAACUGGAGAGACCUGGUUAUUUUGGUUGAGCAAUGCUACCAUGAUAUCAAGGUCUUCCCUGUAUGCUGGUCCAAACCAACUGACCACUUGGUGAAGCUGAACACUGAUGGCAGUGCUCUCACCAAUCCUGGCAACAUUGGAGGAGGAGGAAUCCUUAGGAAUGCAUCUUGUGAUCUCAUGUUUGCUUAUGCAAUCCCUUUAGGUUCUGGAACUAACAACCAAGCAGAGGUCAUACUGGAGGUUGAUUCCCAAUUACUUCUCAAAUGGCUGCAACAGGAAGCAAAGCCUCCAUGGUCCAUCAAAGAGCUGCUGGACAAGCUCAAUAACAUCAUCCACCAAUUCCAGGAAUUCAGCUGCAAUCACACCUUCAGAGAAGCCAAUUCCACAGCUGAUAGCUUGUCCAAAUACAGCCACAAAUGCUCUGCUCCUGAGCUCUAUUUCAACAAGCAGGACCUUCCCAAAGAGGCCAGAGCCCUCAUGGAGCUAGACAUGCUGGGAAUGGUAAGGAAUAGGGCAUUUCUUUUUUCUGUUCCUAUCUCUGUUAUAUGUGCAGGUACAUACAAACCUACAACUCAUCAUUCCACCAGUGGAGAAACAAACUUAGGUGCCUCUGGGUGCAGCAGUAGCAGGAUGCAACAAACUACAAAUGGAAGUUUGACAAAUCCAACUGAGGCAACCAUUCUUUGGAAGGCUGUUAGAGGAGGCAAUACCACAGGAUCAUGCAUAAGGAGCCCUUUGUACUGCAAUUUCAGCCUGCAUCUUACCUUCCUCAGCAACAACAUCCUGCAGCAACAAGCUGCAACUUUCAGGGAACACAUACAAUAUAACCUGCAGAAUUACUUGCCUUUGUGUUUUUCUGUCUGUGCAAUAACUACUGGGAAGCCACCAAGCAACCUGAACCAGAUCACAAGAGAGGAUCCUCUUUUCUGGGAAGCAUGCUCCAACACAAAAUUGGAACUGCACAUAAAUCUACAGCAAUGUCUCCACUCCAUCCAUGCACUCUCUAAUAGCUCAAUAUUUGCAGCAGCCCUUUGUGCAAACCCUGUCUUGCUGGCUUUUGUUUGUUGUGUAGCUGCAGGUACAUCAACAACUGGGGAGCUAUUCCAUCAGAAAUUGGAGAUAUCUAACAGGACUCCACAAAAGCAAUCCCAUUACUUCCACAAGGAACAUGGGUACAGCAGCCUGCAGAUCUCUUUGGCAAUGAGGUUUGGUGGUUUUGUUUUAUACAGGUACCCCAGCUGCAGCUCAUUCAUUGAACCUGCAUUGAUCCCCAAGAUCAGUCAUCCUCAGCUUCAUCAAUGUAGCUGGCAGACCCCCUUUAGAAAUGCUACAAAGGCUGCAGCAACCUGGGGCUACUAUGAAGCAGAACAAUCAGAUUGCCAACCACAUUCUCCAUUAUCAACACACCUCAGCAACAAGUCCACCAACAUGCAUCAGACAAGAAACAAAUACAAGUUUGUUGGUGUUGUUUUUCUGUGCAGGUACUCCAAGAAGGUUAACCAUCUCAAAACAAAGACCAAUAAGCAGCCUAACUACAAUGGAAGCAACAAGGAGUUGCACAAAAACAUGCAUCAGCCUUUUCUCUUCCCACAAUUGUUUGCCCCUAUGUUAAUUGAUAAUGCAGGUUCACUGAUGCACACCGGCUACAAUUUCAAAGUUGAGAAUUCUUGGCAUCACAAGGAUACUGCAGCCAUCAUCAUCAACCACCAUUUGUACCUACCAUAUGCAGCACAGCAGCAGAAUACAGUAUCUACUACUGAACCUAACCUGCAACAACAAUCAUGCUACCACUGCAACUAUAGAGGCAGCAAGGGAUUGGGUACAAGACUGCAACAACCAUGUUUGUUUGCUUCCUUGGCUAAUUCAGGCUAUCAAUUUUCUCCACAACAACUCCAAGGCUUGUGGAUACUAUAG
Messenger RNA from Solanum dulcamara, 5328 nucleotides. RefSeq lists its product as uncharacterized. NCBI's taxonomy places the organism in Eukaryota, Viridiplantae, Streptophyta, Magnoliopsida, Solanales, Solanaceae. Bases 1 to 5328 code for a protein of 1775 amino acids. Gene Ontology annotation, molecular function: nucleic acid binding; RNA-DNA hybrid ribonuclease activity. The record is from RefSeq and is a predicted model, not a curated record. The transcript has 6 exons.